Molecule: messenger RNA, 2199 nt
Organism: Danio rerio (zebrafish)
Lineage: Eukaryota; Metazoa; Chordata; Actinopteri; Cypriniformes; Danionidae
Gene: arfgap1
Product: ARF GTPase activating protein 1
Cellular component (GO): cytoplasm; Golgi apparatus
Molecular function (GO): GTPase activator activity
Source: RefSeq, marked validated
CAGAAUGCCGCGGUCUGCCAGCGCAGCAGAGAUCAAUGGUCGGCUGCUGAUCAGAGGAGCCGCUGAUUAUUGAGAUUAAAGGCGUUAAUCAGCGCAGAGCCUCCGGUGCCGAAGCGCUGACAGCGGCACAGAGAGCAGGAGCAGCCGCCGCCAUCACCAUCAUCAUCACCUUCAUCACCACAGCUGAACAACAGCCCAGCCGGUGAACGACAGUCUGAUGGCGAGUCCCAGGACCAGGCGUGUGUUGAAGGAGGUGCGGACAGAAGACGAGAACAACGUCUGCUUUGAGUGCGGAGCGUUUAACCCGCAGUGGGUCAGUGUGACCUAUGGGAUCUGGAUCUGUCUGGAAUGCUCCGGCAAACACAGAGGCCUCGGUGUCCACCUCAGUUUCGUCCGCUCCGUCUCCAUGGACAAGUGGAAGGACCUGGAGCUGGAGAAGAUGAAGGCGGGAGGAAACAGGAAGUUCCGCAUGUUCCUGGAGCUGCAGGACGACUACGACCCCAACUGGAGCCUGCAGGAGAAAUACAACAGCAGAGCAGCGGCGCUCUUCAGGGACAAGGUGGCGACUCUGGCUGAUGGGAAAGAGUGGAGCAUGGAGGACUCUUCUGCCAGAAACUGGACUCCUCCACAGGCCAAGAGCAGCCUGAGCUCCACACACAGGUCCAGUGCAGCUGCAGGUCAGAACCACACUCACUCUGACCGAGCCUUCGAGGACUGGCUGAGCGACGACGUCAACUCUUACCAGAAUGCCGGGGCGUCUGGAGCGCAGGAGAAUCGCUAUGUGGGCUUCGGAAACACUCCUAACCCGCCCAAGAAAGAGGAAGACUUCAUCAAUAACGCCAUGACCUCCAUCUACUCGGGCUGGAGCAACUUCACUGUCGGAGCCAGCAAGAUUGCCUCCAUCGCUAAAGACAAUGCUGCUGAGUUGGGUCCGACGCUGAAUGAUAAUGUCAUCAAACCCACACAGGAGAAGGUGAAGGAGGGCCGCUUGCUGGAUGAGAUGGCGGUGGGGAUCUCAGGUCUGGCUGUGAAGGUUCAGGGUGCAGGAGCUAAAGGCUGGAAGGACAUGACCUCUUUCUUCAGUGGGAAACCAGACGGCGCUGAUGAGGGCAGCUCUGCUUAUGAGGAAGGUUAUCAGAGUCAGGAUGCGUUCGGCGCUCCGGCACCCAAGCGGGACUUCUGGGAAACGUUCGGCAGUAACUCGGCUCUCAGCGGGAACACCGAGGCUCCGGCCGAACACAAACCCAGCACUGGAGACGGCUGGGAUGCCUGGGACAACAACUGGGAGACGUCUGGAGGAGCGCAGAACCAGAACCAGAAGCCCAAACCACAGGAGGAGUCCUGGGACAACAGCGGCUGGUAGCAGCGGAUGCUCCACACACACACACACACACACACACACACACACACACACACACACACACACACACACACUCUAUCAUCAUCAUUCCUGUUCUAGUGGACUCCAGCGCAGAUCUGCAUGUCAUCUGCUGGACCUCCUGAUAAUGUGAGGAGUCUGAACUGCACACCGUCUCCUCAUCAGCUUGUCUUUUUACCUGUGUGUUGGUUGUGUGUGUGUGUGUGUGUGUGUGUGACGAGCUGUCUAACAGAUUCUUAUAUGGAAAGAGUUUUUAUCUGCAGAGUUGUUGCUCCCGAUCUUCAUGCUGACACACACACACACACACACACGCUGACCUGUCGAGUCUUCUCUGAGUUCCUGACGUCUGUCACCUCAUGGCCUUCCAUCAUACAGAUGUUGUUGGACAUUGAUGUGCGUGCGUGCGUGCGUGUGUGUGCGUGCGUGUGUGAGUGUGUGUGUGUGUGCGCUUUUGUUUGUUGAUUCUCUCUCGGUAUUUCCUGUUGGUCAUUCCAGAUGUUGGUCUGCUUCUCGUCAGCUCGUGACUCUCGCAGGAGCAGGCGAUCCCUCAUCAGCUCAACACAUCCACCAUCUUUAUUUAUUCCUGGUGUGCUCGUGAUGUGGCUGAGCGGGCCGCGUCUCCUUACCUCAGUGAUACGGUGGUUGUUUAUGGUGUGUUAUUGUUGAGUUCCUCCUGAAUCUGGUGUAUUGAUAUUAUCCACUCGUGUUCAUGGAUGUGCCUGACAGCGGUUCUCUGCUGCGUCUCCGUCUGGGGAUCGUCAGUGAGCUACACUAUAUAUUGCUAGUCAAUUAGUGGAGUUAAUAAAGCAUUAAACACCACC